AUGGAUCCACGAACGCACGUUGAGAUGGCGCGGGACCAUGUGCUUCAUCCGAGCAACCCGGACGCGCAAGACGCAUACGACUUCCAGGCCUUCAAGGAGAAGUUCAAGAUUGAAAUGCAGGCCAUUGACGGCAUGGACAUGGAGUUUGACAUGAUUGGUGUGGAUGCCGCCAUCGCCAACGCUGUGCGGCGCAUCCUCAUCAGCGAAGUGCCGACCAUGGCCAUUGAGCAGGCUUACAUCUAUCACAACAGCAGCGUCUUGCCCGAUGAGAUGCUGGCGCACCGCAUUGGGCUCAUCCCGCUUGCCGUGGAUGCCCGUCGCUUCAGGACCCUCGAGGAAGACAACAACGAGAUGAACGACUUGAAUACACUCGUGUUUGACCUGGAUGUGGAGUGCAAGCACCGCGAGGGUGCCAAGGCCGGCGAAACCGACAAGAACAAGAAAUACAUCAACCACAUGGUCAUGUCCAGUGAUAUCAAGUGGCAGCCCAAAGGGAACCAGAAAGACCGGUUCAAGACGGCCAUCUGCCCCGUACACGAGGACAUCCCCAUUGUUGAGCUGCGCCCGGGCCAGCGCGUGUCCAUGGAGCUGCACUGCUCAAAGGGCGUUGGAAAGCUGCACGCCAAGUGGUCCCCCGUGGCCACCGCGUCGUAUCGCAACGCUCCGCACAUUGUCCUCAAGCAGCGCGUCACAGGAGACCUGGCAUACCGCCUCCAACAGUGCUUCACAGACGGUGUGAUUGAGGUGCGUGACGGUGAGGCAGAGGUUGUGAACAGCCGUGCGGACAUGAUGAGCAGGGAGCAUCUGCGCCACGACGACCUCGCACCGCUCGUCCACACCACACGCAGGCGCAACCACUUCAUCUUCCAAGUUGAGUCGACGGGCGCGCUUGAGCCGGACGUGCUGGUGUGUGAGGCCGUGGGCGUCCUCAAGGACAAGUGCUCGCGGCUUCUCGAUCAACUCAACGCCAUCACCGGCACAGAGUAG
Messenger RNA from Salpingoeca rosetta, 987 nucleotides. Its product is annotated as RNA polymerase subunit I. The transcript is spliced from 6 exons. The coding region runs from base 1 to 987 and encodes 328 amino acids. Lineage: Eukaryota; Choanoflagellata; Craspedida; Salpingoecidae. The record is from RefSeq and is a predicted model, not a curated record. Gene Ontology annotation, cellular component: RNA polymerase I complex; RNA polymerase III complex. Gene Ontology annotation, molecular function: DNA binding; protein dimerization activity. Gene Ontology annotation, biological process: DNA-templated transcription.